AUGGUCACCGACGACCUCGAACCCGUCUGGAAGGCACUCGCCAACGCCGAUCGUCGAGCGAUCCUCGAUCAUCUGCGCGAGGGGCCUCUCAGCACCGGAGAACUCGUCAUGCUCUUCCCUGAUGUCUCCCGCUUCGCCGUGAUGCAGCACCUGAAGGUGCUCACCGAGGCGGGCCUGGUGAUCGCGAAGAAGGACGGGCGGGUGCGCAUGAACCACCUCAACGCCGUGCCGAUCCGCAUGAUCUACGAGCGCUGGGUGAGCCGGUACGAGGGCGAGUGGGCGUCGGCGUUGACGGGUUUGAAACGUGCGGUCGAAGGCGGCCGCGGGCAAUCGGAAACAGGUGCGAGGUCGAAGACGAUGAGUGACAAGGUGUAUUCCAUCGAGAUCGAGGCGCCGAUCCAGAAGGUGUGGGACGAGAUCACCUCGCACGGCGUGGUCAACAAGGCGAUGUUCGGCUGCGUGCUGGACGGGGCGUUCGAGCCCGGGCACCGGUACCGGUACACGAACAAGAGCGACUCGCACACGAUGGUGAUGGGCGAGGUCGUCGAAGUCUCGCCGCCGAACAAGCUGGUGCACACGUUCAUCUUCACGUGGUACGAGGACGCGCCGUCGCUGGUGACGUGGGAGCUGAGUGAAUCCGCGGGGAUGACGAAGGUCACGGUGACGCACCAGGCGCUUGUCGAGGGCACCAAGACGCACAAGGACGUCCAGGGCGGCUGGCCGACGAUCCUGGGUCUGUACAAGCAGAUCAUCGAGACGGGCAAGGUCCCGCUCAAGACGAACGUCACGCAGGGGCUCAUGGGUGGCGAUGUGAUGAACAGACUUUCAACCAUCCUCGUGUCGUCCGCCCUCGCGCUGGCGACUACCCUGAACGCCAUGGCCGAGAAACCGGAGGUCGACGAAUCCCGCGAAAUCCGCGUGCAGCGUGUCGUCCCGGCGUCGAUCGGCGAGGUCUGGGCGUCGUGGACGACGGGCAACGGCUUCGAGGCGUUCACCGGCGCGAAAGCGGAGAUCGACCCCGUGCCGGGCGGGGCGUAUUUCAUCCGAUGGUCGCCGGACGCCGACCCGGGCGAGCAGGGGAGCGAGGGGUGCGAGGUGCUCGCGGCGCACCACGAGAAGAUGCUGAGCUUUUCAUGGAACGCUCCGCCGCAGUUCCCGAACGCCCGGCGGGUGCACACCACCGUAUCGGUCUACUUCGACGCCGAGGGGCCCGAUCGAACGCGGGUGACGCUCUACAACCACGGCUACCCGCCCGAGGGCGCGAGCGAGGAGUGGGACAACACGUACGAGUACUUCGCCAAGGCGUGGCCGACCGUCGUCGGCUGGCUCGUCGAUCACCACGCGAAGGCGAGCGGCUCCGAGGAGGCGCCGAACCCCGGCACAGGGUGGAUGUACGUCCCGCGCCCGGCCCGCGACGAUUUCUUCACCAACCCGGACCCCGACGAGGGCGCCAAAGUGGGCGAGCACUUCCGGUACCUGCAGGAGGCGAUCAAGUCCGGCAAGCUCGUGAUGGCCGGGCCGUGCACGGACUUCGAGGGCCCGGCCGUGGUGAUCUUCGAGGCCGAGAAUGAAGAAUCGGCGCGGGCGUUCAUGGAGAACGACCCGGCGGUGAAGGCCGGGGUCUUCGCCGCGACGCUCCACCCGAUGAACUUCUCGCUCCUGCGGGAGCGGGGCCGCUCCGUCGACAUCGAUAUCCAGAUCGUGCACCGCCCGAGUCGCCCAGAUCGGGUGCUGCACGUUGUAGACAAGCGUCCGACCGCGCCGGGUCGUGCCGUAGCCCCAGGCGUGCUCUUUGAAGAAGUGCGCUUCGGACUCCUCGUCCGGCAGGGUCUCAUCGAAGCCGGUGGACCAGGAGAUGGUCAUGUCGCGAUCGGUGUGGCGGAGUAUGUGGGAGAACGCGGGGCGACCGUUUGUGAUCCGCUUUUCGAUCGUCAUCGGGCGGGUCUCGUAGGGCUCGUUGUAGAGCCACCUCGCGCCGAGCGAGACGAGGGGCUUGGGCACGAUCUCGCGAAUGAACACGACGCCGCGCCGGCGCUCGUCGGCCUUCUCGCGGACGUAGAAGCGGAGGUUCCACUCCGGGAAUCGGGUGUUGCCGGGGACGGGGACGCCCCGCAUCCGGACGCGCGCGAAGUCGAACGCCACGAGGCUCGCGUAGGGGCUGCCCUGCCACACGUCGAGUUCGAGGCCGUCGGGGAGGUGCGGCGCGAGCGUCGACGCGUCCACGCGGUAGCUCGCGAUGAGGAGGUCGAGCCAUUGGGCGCGCAGUGGCCGACCGUCGACGCCUCGCGGUUCUCGUCGCUCAUCACCACCGAGCGGACGGGCGACGAGGACGUCGUCCUCAUCGGCCUGCCGGACGACCUGGGCGUGAAGCUGAACAACGGACGGCCAGGCGCGAAGGAUGGGCCGUCGGUGUUGCGUUCGACACUCGCGAAGAUGGGCGCGAUCUGGGACGCGUCGCACGAGCACGAGCUCGGCGUUCGGAUCUUCGACGCGGGGGACGUGACGCCGGCGGAGGGAGACGGUCCGGCGGCGCUCGAGGAGACGCACCGGCGCGUCACCGAGGCCGCCAGGCCGUUCCACGACGAGGGCAGGAUCGUCGUCGGCAUCGGCGGCGGGCACGACCUGACGUUCCCGAUGGUGCGGGCGUACGCGCAGAGCACGGGGAGAAAAAUCGGCGGCGUGAACGUCGAUCCGCACCUGGACGUCCGCGAGACGGACGGCUCGGGGACGCCCUACCGCCGCCUGAUCGAGGGCGGGUUCGUUGACGGUCGCCGGUUCGUGGAGUUCGGGGCGGGGCGGUUCGACAACUCGCGAGCGCACCUGGAGUGGGUGAAAUCGCAGGGCGGGACGGUGCGUGAGCUCACCGCGAUCCGCGCCGGAAAGCACGCCCCCGCCGACGCCGUCUCGCACGCGUGCGAGCACGGGGGGCCGGGGUUCGUGAGCAUCGACAUGGAUUGCGUCGAGGGCGUCCUCGGCGUGAGCGCGGUACCGGCGCUGGGGCUCCCGCUGGACACCGUCCUGAAGUUCGCGACGCUCGCGGGCGUGCACACGAGCGUGCGCCACUUCGACAUCAUGGAGCUGUCGCCCCCGCACGACGCCGGCAAUCGGACAGCCCGAAAGGGUGCAUACGUGAGCCUGCUGAUCCGGAACGCGCGUGUGCUGACGAUGGACGACGAGGGCACGGCCCACGACCGGGCGGACGUGCUCGUCGAGGGCGGCUCGAUCUCCGGGAUCGGGCCGAAGCUCCGGGCGCCGAAGGGUGCCGAGGUCGUCGAGGCGGACGGGCGGGUGUGCAUGCCGGCGUUCGUCGACGCCCACACGCACGCGUGCAGCGCGGGCGAGCGGCUCGACGAAUGGGAAAAGAAGCAGGCCGGUGCGACGUACCUGGAGAUCCUCGAGUCGGGCGGCGGGAUCAUGUCCACCGUCCGAUCCGUGCGCAAAGCAACGCAGGCCCGGCUCACCGAGCUCCUCCUCGACCGCCUCGACGUGAUGGUCUCCGAGGGGACGUGCACCGUCGAGGUCAAGAGCGGGUACGGCCUCACGACCGCGGACGAGCUCAAGAUGCUCCGCGCCAUCGUCGACGCGAGCGAGCAGGCGUACGGCACGGUCGUCCCCACCGCCCUCAUCGCGCACGCGAAAGACCCCGACCAGCCGAGCUUCGUCGAGACGACGAUCAACGAGACGCUCCCGGCCGUCCACGCGGAAUUCCCGGACAUCGCCAUCGACGCCUACUGCGAGCGGGGCGCGUGGUCGCUCGAGGAGACGGCCGCGCUCUUCGAGAAAGCGAUCGAGCUGGGCCACCCGAUCCGCGUGCACACCGACCAGUUCAACGCACUGGGCAUGACCGAAUGGGCGAUCGAGCGCGGCGCCGUGAGCGUCGACCACCUCGAGGCCACCCCCCCGGAAACCCUCAAAUCGCUGGGCAAUUCCGGCACGUUCGGCGUGAUGCUCCCGUGCUCCGGGUUCCACGUGGACGGGCGGUACGGCGACGGCCGGGCCCUGCUCGACUCGGGGGGGAAGCUCGUGAUCGCGACGAACAUCAACCCCGGCUCGGCCCCGUGCUCGAGCAUGCCGAUGGCGGUCGCGCUCGCGGUGCGGAACCUGGGGAUCACGGCGCACGAGGCGAUCCGCGCCUGCACGAGCGCCGCGGCCGAGCUCCUCGGCUGCCACGACCGGGGGGUGCUCGAACCCGGCGCGCGGGCUGACCUGGUGCUCCUCCGCCACACGGACGAGCGGCAGCUCGGCUACGAGUUCGGCGGGAACCCCGUCGAUCUCGUCGUGUGCAACGGUCGCGCCGCGUACGCGCGCGAGGCGGCGCAGCGCGUCGUCGUCACCCACCAGCGGCUCGCGGCGUUCGUUCGAGAGGGCCAGACGCUCGCGGAGAUCGACGCCGAGGUCGCGCGGAUCCUCAAAGACCUGGACUGCCGCUCGUGCUUCCUGGGGUACCGGGUGCCCCGGAUGCCGGCGUACAUGAACCACGCGUGCCUGAGCGUGAACGAGUGCAUCGUGCACGGGACGAGCGCGUCGUACACCGCGCCGCUCAAGGCGGGCGACCUGCUCUCGAUCGACAUCGGGGUGAAAUACAAGGGCUGGAUCGGCGAUGCCGCGUGGACCUACGCGAUCAAGGAGGUCUCCGACGAGAACCUCGCGCUGAUGAAGUGCGGGAUCGAGUCGCUCCGCCGGUCGAUCCCCACGCUCGCGCCGGGCAACCAGUACAUCGAGUGGGCGCGCACCUGCCAGCAGUACGUCGAGCAGGAGUGCGGCUUCCACAUCGUCCGGGGCCUGGGCGGGCACGGCAUCGGCCGCAAGCUCCACGGCCCGCCGUUCAUCUCCAACAACGUUCCGACGUUCCCGGGCGAGUGGCCCGACGCGUUCGCGCCGUGCGAGCCGGGGACGCUCAUCGCCGUCGAGCCCAUGAUCGCCGUCGGCACGGGGCGCACGCUCACCGAGCCGAAGAAGUGGCCGAUCUACACGUUCGACAACUCGAUGAGCGUCCACUACGAGGCGGACGUGCUGAUUACUGAGGACGGGCCGGAGAAUCUCACCGAAGAGAUGUUCGAGCUCCCGGACGUUGUCGGGUAG
Messenger RNA from Symbiodinium necroappetens, 5082 nucleotides. Lineage: Eukaryota; Dinophyceae; Suessiales; Symbiodiniaceae. The record is from the annotation of a GenBank genome assembly.